This is a messenger RNA of Neltuma alba, 1161 nucleotides long. RefSeq names its product putative F-box protein At1g32420. NCBI's taxonomy places the organism in Eukaryota, Viridiplantae, Streptophyta, Magnoliopsida, Fabales, Fabaceae. The transcript has a single exon. The record is from RefSeq and is a predicted model, not a curated record. Gene Ontology annotation, molecular function: protein binding. Bases 1 to 1161 code for a protein of 386 amino acids.
AUGAAGAAGCAGAUGUUAGUGGAUGCGGGCAUACCGUUUCUUCCAGAAGAAAUCGUCGCAAACAUUCUCAAACGAAUCCCUGUCAAAUCGCUAGUCAGAUGCCAAUGUGUCUGUAAACACUGGGAAAAUCUCUUAAAAUCUCCAUCUUUCCUUGCAGACCGCCUCUACCAUCGCCAUCAUGAUGAUACCCCUUCUCUUCUCAUACAAUUGAAUCACAGAGCUGAUUCUUUGAAGUUAUGUCUUGUCGAUGAAAAGAAGCGAGUCCGUGAAUUUCAGAACCCACCUUUGAUCGAUUCGUUGCGAGGUGCUAACGUAAUCGGCUCUAGUAAUGGCUUGCUUUGUGUUGAAUUCGAUGAAUUUGGUAUGUCCCCUCUUUCCCUCUUGUUGUGGAAUCCAGCUACUGGAUAUGUGAGAAAGAUACCUAGAACUAUCAACGAUUUUAAGGGUAACUGCAUUUUAGGAUUUGGGCACUGUCAAAUUAUUAAUCGUUAUAAGAUUGUGAGAGUUUAUGAAUUUGGUCUCGAGGUUAAUAGAGUGGAAGUGUAUUCCUUAGGCACAGAUUCAUGGAAGGAAGUAGAAUUUGAGAACUUGAGGGGUAUAAGACUGUUUCAUGAAACUAUCACUGUUAAUGGUACUAUGUUUUGGCAUGGGUCAGAAAAUUUGAUAGUGUCAUUUGACAUAGCAAAAGAAGAGUUUAGAUUGAUACCAAUGCCUGUGAUAUACCCUCAAGCACUUACUGUGCUUACCGUUUAUGAGAACAAACUUGCUAUGUUUUCUACCAAUGCCACUCUAUUGCGGAUGAAGAAGGACCCUAUAUUGUGGGUGAUGAAGGAGGGCACAGGUGCAUCUCAGGAGAGACGGAGUUGGACCAAGAAAUAUUGGUUCCAUUCAUACCCAGGUUCAGAAAAGGUUUGGGGGGAUGGCAUUAUCUACUACUUUAAUAUUGAAAUUGUCCCUAGACUCCGAAGGUUUGUUGGAUUUGAACUCAAUGAAACUCAACAUGAAGUGGAGGAUGGUGGAUUAUUAGAGAUUAUGUUGAUGUCCACUGUGAAAAAUAACGGAAUUGCUACCUGCAAAUGUGGCCGUGGUCGUCAUAUUUUCAAUCAUGUGGAAAGUCUUGCACCAGUUGACAGCACCCACGUUGAAAAACCAACGUCCUAA